UCACAUGUUUUAUAAGCAAAGCCAGUGUGGUGGACCUAACUCUUCACGCUGUCCCGAAAGAGACUCUUCUCUUCUCUCUUCCUCUUUCUUUCACACAACUCUCUCAUUCUACUCUCUGUUUUUUUUUUCUUUAAUCAUAACAUUUUUUUGAAGAACAGAGAUUUUUUUGUGUGUGUAAGAGAUGGGAAAUUGUCAAGCGGUUGAUGCGGCGGCGUUGGUUCUACAACAUCCUGACGGCAAGAUCGAUAGAUAUUACGGUCCUAUAUCCGUUAGUGAAGUCAUGCGUAUGUAUCCUGGUCACUACGUUUCUCUUAUUAUUCCUUUGCCAGAGAAGAAUAUUCCGACGACGACGACGACGACGGAUGAUAAGACUGAGAGAAGGGUUGUGAGGUUCACGCGCGUGAAACUUCUCCGACCAACGGAGAGUCUUGUACUUGGUCAUGCUUAUCGUCUCAUAACUUCACAAGAGGUUAUGAAGGUUUUAAGAGCCAAGAAGUAUGCGAAAACAAAGAAACACCAAAGUGAAACGAGUAAGGAGAAGAAGAAGCCGUCGCCGGAGAAGAAGAUUGAUGAAGAAUCCGACAAGAAUCAGAAUCUGGAAACGAAAGAUGAGAAGCAACGUUCAGUGUUAACGAAUUCGGCUUCAUCGAGAUCAAAAACAUGGAGGCCAUCAUUGCAGAGCAUCUCUGAAGCUACGAGUUGAUGUUUGGUUUUUAGCGUGAGGGACAAGAAACAUAGUCUCUGUGUAAGAUCAAUCAGAAGAUGGAAUCUGAAGAAGAAAGAGAGAUAAACAUUAUUGAAUAAACUCUUCUCUUGUGUUCAUUUCUGGUUAUUAUUUACAUAGGAGAUGAAAAUUUUAUAGAUUAAGAUGUAAAAAAAAAACUCUGCAGAGAUUAAGAACUAAGUCCCUUUUUUUGUCCUGUAAAUGUAUAUAUGUUCUCCAUGUGAAGCAAUCAAUGGAAAAAAAAGAUUGUAAAAAACA
Molecule: messenger RNA, 982 nt
Organism: Arabidopsis lyrata subsp. lyrata
Lineage: Eukaryota; Viridiplantae; Streptophyta; Magnoliopsida; Brassicales; Brassicaceae
Exons: 3
Coding region: 182-703 (173 amino acids)
Source: RefSeq, a predicted model, not a curated record